This is a messenger RNA of Austrofundulus limnaeus, 5509 nucleotides long. RefSeq names its product ADAM metallopeptidase with thrombospondin type 1 motif, 13 (gene adamts13). Gene Ontology annotation, molecular function: metalloendopeptidase activity. Gene Ontology annotation, cellular component: extracellular matrix. The transcript is spliced from 29 exons. Lineage: Eukaryota; Metazoa; Chordata; Actinopteri; Cyprinodontiformes; Rivulidae. Gene Ontology annotation, biological process: proteolysis; extracellular matrix organization. The record is from RefSeq and is a predicted model, not a curated record. The coding region runs from base 86 to 4243 and encodes 1385 amino acids.
UCAUGGCCGUGUUCUGUCCUGCGUGAAUCUGAGGGUCACACCGGUGUCAAAGCAGAGCAGGUAAACACGCGGAAAGAGUAAAAAUAUGGUUUUCGUCGCUCCACUGUGUCUACUGCUCCUGCUGCCUGGCUUCAGUCCUUUAAUGGGAGAUCCACAGAAUGAGAAGCUUGAUGAUCUCUACGUUACCCCAGUAGAUUUGAUCUCUUCAGGAUCCUCUGCUGACACUACAGGUGUGUUAAGCAGUCGCCUGCGUCGCUCCGCUCUGCCCCCUGAUAUUUCUCACCUGGAACUGAUGGUGGUGGUGGGACCUGAUGUCCAGCAGGUCCACAAGCAGGACACAGACAGAUACAUCCUCACUAAUCUCAAUAUUGCCUCUGAGCUGCUGAGAGACGUGUCUCUGGGGGCCAACCUGAGGGUGCACCUGGUUCGCAUGGUCAUCCUGUCGGAACCUGAACCAGAGAUCCAAAUGUCCUCCAACAUCAUAUCUUCCCUCAGAAGUGUGUGUGACUGGGGUCGAAGGAUCAACCCCUCCAACGACACGGAUCCGCUGCAUGCCGAUCUCCUGCUGUAUAUUACAAGGUUUGACCUGGAGCUGCCUGAUGGGAACAGGCAGGUCAGAGGAGUAACGCAGCUAGGAGGGGUUUGCUCUAGUGAUUGGAGCUGUGUGAUUACAGAGGACACAGGCUUUGACCUGGGCAUCACCAUUGCUCACGAACUUGGCCACAGUUUUGGAAUCAACCACGAUGGAUUUGAGAACUCCUGCAGCAGGAGUGGCUUUAUGAUGGCCUCUGAUGGAGGCUACAAUAGUGUGGACCUGACCUGGUCCCCCUGCAGCAGGCAGCAGCUUCUUACGUUUUUCAGUGAAGGGAAAGCAGAGUGUGUUAAAGAUUUGCCUACACUGAGUGGCUCCCUGCAGGAUUGGAAACCUGGCCUGUAUUAUGGUGUUGAUGACCAGUGUCGUAUAGCUUUUGGCAGCACUGCGAGAGCCUGCUCCUUUACCAAUCCUGACUUGGCGGCUUGUCGUGUUCUAUCCUGUCACGUUGAACCUGACGAUGACAGUUCCUGCAAACGCCUCCUGGUUCCUCUGCUGGAUGGGACAGAGUGCGCUCCUGAUCAGUGGUGUCUGAAGGGUCGCUGUGUGUCUCCACAUGAUUUUGGCUCCUCUGUUGUUGUCAACGGCUCCUGGUCCACGUGGUCCGAGUUCUCCUCCUGCUCGCGGACAUGUGGCGGAGGGGUCACGCUCCGCACACGUCAAUGCAACAACCCAAGACCUGCUUUUGGAGGGAAGGACUGUGAAGGUCCAGAUAUUGAGGCCGAACUUUGUCACCAGCAGCCUUGUGAGUGCACCCAGCUGGACUUUAUGGCAGAGCAGUGUUCCCAAACCAAUCUCUACCCCCUCUACCUUCAAUCAACCACCGCCUCUUUCUACAAAUGGAUCCCUGCUCUUGGUUUUGCAAAAGGGGAUGAGCAGUGCAGAUAUAUGUGCCAGUCAGAUGGAGAAAACUUCAUAGUGAGCCGUGGCUCUCACUUUGUGGAUGGGACUCGCUGUGAGUCAGAGAGUCCUCUUCCUUUUGGCGCAACAGCUGCUUGUCUGCAAGGCAGAUGUCAGCUGUUUGGCUGUGAUGGAGUGCUGCACUCUGGGAAAGUGCAGGAUGUUUGCGGGGUGUGUGACGGCGACGGGUCGACCUGCAGUUUAACAUGCGGCUCCUACAGUGGUGGUCAGGCCAAAGAGUACAGCACUUUCCUCACACUGCCAGUGAAUGCAACACAGGUCCACAUCGUCAACAUGGCUCCUCUCUUCACUCAUUUGGCUGUGAUGGUUGGGGGUCAGUACAUCGUGUCAGGAACAGGCAGCAUGGCUUUGAAUGUCACCCAUCCCUCCCCGCUGGAUGAAAACCAUCUGGAGUACCGCCUCCACCUGACCCCCGACCUUUUACCUGAGAUGGAAGAGGUGAUGGCGCAUGGACCUCUGAAAAAGGAGAUAAAUAUACAGAUCUAUCGCAAAUAUGGAAAGGAGUACGGUGAAAAAACAAAUCCAAACAUCAGCUACUGGUUUUAUGUACCUGCCAGAAACAGGAGCUCGGUAGAUGUUAUACCUGACGGCAAAUGGGCUGUUUUCACAACGCCAUGCUCCGUCUCUUGUGGAUCAGGUGUACAGAAGCACGUGUUUGUCUGUGUAGACAAAAAUACCAACAGCCAUUUGCAGGAGCAUCACUGUAAAGCCCCUCGUCCAACUGCACCCCUCCACACAACGUGUCAGCUUACAGCCUGUCCCCCCAGGUGGGAUGCAGGAAAUUUCGGAGCUUGUAGCACCUCCUGCGGAGGGGGAGUUCGGGUGCGUCCUGUACGAUGUGUUCAAAAACACAGAUCAGAUUUGGUAACGGUUCCAGAGUCUGAAUGUUCCUCUGAUACUGCGCCACACUCUGCUGAACAGUGUAACCUGCACCACUGUCCUGCCAGAUGGCGCGUGUCAGAGCCAGGGAACUGUUCUGCGGUGUGUGGGCCAGGAGAGGCGAAACGCGAUGUGUCGUGUGUUCGGCAGGAAGAUGGUCAGGACAAUGAAGUGGAUCAAAGCUUGUGUUCGAAGUGGAUCAAACCAGAUGAUUUUGUGCCAUGUGUGGUAGACGUCUGCCCAGUUGGGUGGGAAUCUAAGGGGGAGGGCCUGCCUGUCUUGAAGCCCGGUUUGUUACCACGCUCCAGUCAGCCUCAUGUGUACGUGUGGAGUCCUGUUGUCAGCCAGUGUUCAAAGACUUGUGGCAACGGAACCCUGCAGGUGUGGUUUUCCUGUGUGGAUCAUGAGAGCAGACUUGGGGUUCCUGACUUUAACUGUGACGCUUCUACCAAACCUGAUCUUCAGACGGAGAUCUGUGGCACUUCUUCAUGCCCUGCAAUAUGGCGCUCUAAGCAAGGAAUCUGCAGCGUGUCAUGUGGAGGAGGGGUGGCAAACCUGGUGCAGUACUGUGCCAGAGAGGUAGAGGGAGAGGAGGUAGUGGUGGAUGACUCCAACUGCAGCAACUUUCCCAAACCCGCCGCCGUGGUUUCCUGCAAUACUCACAACUGCCCUGCAAGAUGGAAGGUUGUCAAGAUAUCACCCUGCUCUGUCUCCUGUGACCUGGGCAUAGCUGAGAGGAAUGUGUCCUGUGUCCAGUUUAUCCACGGCAGGGAGAGCGUGGUGUCGGAGGAUCGCUGCCGUGUGGUUGUCAAACCAGCCACCGCCGUACCCUGCCUGGUGAAAGUCUGCACCUACAGGUGGGAGGUGAAGCCGUGGAGCCAGUGUUCAGUACCCUGUGGAUAUGGUAUCCAGUCAAGAACCGUCUCCUGCAUGGGCCCCUCCAAGCCAGAGCCCCUCAGCCCCCUGUUUUGUAUACACAUGCCUAAACCAAUCACCAUUCAGGGCUGCUACAGAGACAGCUGCAGAGAUGUGACCACUGACAGCACCGCUGCAAAAACAAACCUCACAGAGACCCCGCUCCCACCUCCAACUCUGGGCCAUAAAGAUGCACCACAUACGGGCGGCACUCUUCCAAGCCCAACAGUGGUCGUAGCCACUCAAACGAGCACCGCUCCUACCCCGACCCCUAAACCCAGUGUUUGCGGACAGCUCCUUCUGGAAGAAUCAGGCACCGUAGAUUUGAAAGACGUAAAGAGCCGAUGCACCAUAUCCAUUGGUCGACCGCUCGAUGAGGUCAUCCACAUUAAAGUCCUAUCCAGCUCCUUGAGCUGCAGAAAAAAGGAGUAUGUGGCGUUCUUCGAUCGUCUUGCUUUCCUGAGGAAAUGUGCACAGCUAUCGGGUAGCGAGCUCACCACCAGAACCAAUGUUGUGCUUGUGCGACAGAAUCUGUUCACUCCUGGGAGAGGGGUUGUGUUUACCUACAGUUCACAGAAGAACGUGAAGAGGAGCCACCAUCAGGAUUGCGACAUUCAGCUAUUUUCCCCCAGCGGCGUUUUUGAGAAUCCGUUAACAUCGAACGCUAACCACACCUGCCGAGUGCUCAUCACCGCCCCUCCCUCGGUGAAGAUCAGAAUCCAAGCUCUGCACAUAGGAUUAGUAUUCAACGCAACCAACUCACAGUCUACAUACAUCAUGAUUCAGGAUAUGGAUGUCUUAAAGACCACUGUGUUUAACGGCCAGCAGCUGUUCUUGUGGCACUCCUCUGGAAACAUGGCUGGGGUGGAAUUUCACGGCGACUACCUGCACACCAAAGGCACCUUCAGAGCUGAAUAUUCUUUUAUGCCUCUUUGAUUCUGCACAUAAACUAUGAGUCAGCUGUUUGUACCAGAGUGUAUUGUUUCUUUAAUUUUACAAUGCUUAAAAUGUACUUUUAUUAUAUUCUGUAAAAAAAAAAGAUAAUCUGUUCAAUAAUUUAAAACCCUACACCAUGGGUUUGAUGUUUUCUCCUGAAAUAAAUUACAUACAUAAACCAAGGCACUCAAAAUAUGUUUGUCAAGAAUAGGGUGCUUGAAAAACUGCUUAAAGUCACAGUUCUAAUCUUUUGAAAUGAGGUUCUGUGGAAAGGUUUGAACAAACAGUUUGAGUGACUUCCCUUUGGAGAAAUACAGUUUAAUUCUGGCCAGAAUUACAAGCUAAAGGCUAACCUGGGUGGGACCAAAACCAAAACAACUUCAGUUUCAAAGGUUUCUUUUAAGUGUGCCCUACUUCGUAAGCUUGUGUGUAAAUAUCAAUUUUGCUGACAUGGUUAUUUGAAAGCACAAACGGUGGUAGUAGCAGCUAGCUGUUGCAGUUCAAAUGUGACCUGAUGCAGCAGAAAUAAAUAUGUUUGAUGGAAUAUGCAUGUAAAGCAAAACUAAGUGAGGUGUAAAGGUUUUUAAAAUAGAAUUAUAUAAACCACUAUGAAUUGUCUGAAAUUGGAUUUGCAGACUUUACCAGCAGCAUUUUGGAUUUAGCCCUGCUCUAACUAGCCAGUCAGAUUUAAAGUGCCUGUGAUGUAAAAAUUUUCAUGAUUAAAAAAAUUGUGUUUUUGGAUAGAUAACAUUAACAACAUACAAAAAAAAAAACAUAAACUUACACUGCUGAGACAAACAGUUGUCGAGAUAUUAGCAUGUGCCGUAACAGGAAGUGAUGACAAAGGGGGAAGUCUGCAUGUAAGCAGAACAUUGCUUUCGUAGCUUACAACACAUAAUAAAGAAGAGCCAGAUGUUUUUUUAGAUUAGUUUAAGACACUCAAAGAGAACUGAUAAAAGGGACAGAAUUCAAACAUUGCCCCGAUAAAAACCAGUGAGUUCCGCUUUGACAUCACUUCCUGUUACACUUUAGCUGUACUAAGUUCAUCAAUAAAAUUGCCAUUUAAGUGAUAAACUGUGUAAAAUCAUUUUUCCACUUUUUGUAAUUGUACAAAAUGCAUGUCGUAAGCACUUUAAACUCAAGUUAAUCAUUGGUGAUAACCUUUCCACAGAAACCCACUUAAAAAUUUUGAACUUUUAUUUUACGUAUAUAUUUGAAAAAGCUAUUUGCACUUUUACAAUCAUUUUAAAUAUUCCAUUUUCAUCA